This is a messenger RNA of Physcomitrium patens, 1299 nucleotides long. RefSeq names its product exosome complex component RRP41-like. Gene Ontology annotation, cellular component: nucleolus; nuclear exosome (RNase complex); cytoplasmic exosome (RNase complex). Gene Ontology annotation, molecular function: RNA binding. NCBI's taxonomy places the organism in Eukaryota, Viridiplantae, Streptophyta, Bryopsida, Funariales, Funariaceae. The record is from RefSeq and is a predicted model, not a curated record. Gene Ontology annotation, biological process: rRNA catabolic process; nuclear mRNA surveillance; U4 snRNA 3'-end processing.
UUUAGCGACUCGUUGCGUUGUGUUGCAGAAGGGGCUUGAGCUAUGGCGAAGAGGCGGGGAGAGGUCGCUGCUUCGUAUGCCGUCGACGCAAACUCUGGUGUUGGUGAGGCGGCCUUUAGUCGAGGGCCGGCACGCCUCUUGACGGCCGAUGGAGACCGUCACGACGGGCGCCAGCUGCAUGAAUGUCGACUGAAUUUCUUGAAAACGGGAGCGGUGAGUUCAGCAGCAGGGUCGGCGUACGCGGAGAUCGGACAGACGAAGGUGAUCGUCUCAGUCUUCGGGCCUCGGGAGAGCCACAAGGCCGAAGCCUUCAGUGGGAUCGGAAGAUUGAAUUGCAACGUCCAGUAUGCGUCGUUCGCAACCUCGGUUAGGGGAAAAGCGAACCAGGGUGCAGAGGAGAAAGAGUUCCCGGUGCUGCUGCACAAGGCAUUGGAGGGCGCCGUGAUGCUUCACACGUUUCCGAAGACGACUGUGGACAUCUUUGCGCUUAUUCUGCAGUCGGGUGGAGGGGACUUGCCGGCGGUGAUUUCGUGCGCUUCGAUGGCGUUGGCUGAUGCCGGCAUUGCAAUGUACGACCUGGUUUCUGCUGUUUCUACUGGCUACGUGGGCAAGGAGGUGCUCUUGGAUACGACCUUGGAGGAGGAGAAGUGUAGCGAUGGUGAAAUGAUGGUCACGUUUAUGGCGUCCCGGAAUGAGAUCACACAGCUGAAGAUCACUGGACAGUGGCCUGAUGCGACGAUGAGGGAAGCCUUGAGUGUUUCUUUGGAUGCAUGUGCGAAGCUAGCCAAUGUGAUGAGGGAGUGUCUGAAAGAAGAACUAGCUGGCGUGGACGAAGACGAGUAAGAUGUUCGACCGCAUGCGACCAGCUUGAGAAACCAACCAUAUGACUGCCCUGAUUCUCGGCCUCGUUUCGAAUUUCCUCGUCUUUUUGAGUUCUAGACCUGUUUUGGGGUUUGCCCUGCCAGGAGGUCGAUUAGAGAAUUAGCCUGAUGUCGAACGUUCAAAGCUGUCCAAAUGAGUAGAAGAUGAAUCAAUUCCAAAUGCGAAGUAGAGAUGUAGUUUGAAGUAUGUCGUACCGUUUUGUAGGAUGUCCGUAAAGGAGAGCACAAAUAUUUUGUAGAUAGCUUCUCCAUUUAUCCCAGUUAUAACUGUGCUGUGGACAAUGGCACCACAAUUACCACAGACCAGUGUAAACUGCAUGGCCCCCUUGAGACCUUGAAUUGUAUCAGUACUUCUUUGCACGAGAAAGAAAGAUGUUGCUUUUCCUGAUUAAUGGGCGCUUACAUUAAUUUUUGUGAA